Messenger RNA from Paramecium sonneborni, 336 nucleotides. The record is from the annotation of a GenBank genome assembly. Lineage: Eukaryota; Ciliophora; Oligohymenophorea; Peniculida; Parameciidae.
AUGCAGAUCACAUAUAGAUUGCAAAUUAUAAAAAUAAAUAUCCAAAAACUUUAAUAGUAUCAUAAAAUAUUGAUAAUAUUCUUAAGUCUAUUCUACCUUAACAAUAAAUCAAGCCUGAAUAAUGAAUCUAUCAAUGAAAUUCAUAGUAAGAUCAAAUAAAUGAGAUACUUUAAAGAAUGCACUCUCAAAUAAAAUGAGUUAGCCACUUUUUCUAAUAUACUAGAAAUCACUAAGAAUUUAAAAACAAAAUUUCCAGUAUGUGGAGCAGAUGCAAGACCUCAUACAUUAUUUGUUUAUAAUCCUCUACUAAUGAAAAUUGUCAAAUUGUAGAAUUGA